This is a messenger RNA of Sitodiplosis mosellana (orange wheat blossom midge), 1317 nucleotides long. RefSeq lists its product as uncharacterized. Lineage: Eukaryota; Metazoa; Arthropoda; Insecta; Diptera; Cecidomyiidae. The transcript is spliced from 2 exons. The record is from RefSeq and is a predicted model, not a curated record. Bases 1 to 1044 code for a protein of 347 amino acids.
AUGCGGACACCGGCCACAGGUAUUGUUGAUUUAACUUUCGAGUUUGGAGAGCAAAGUCGAGUCAUUCCUACCUUAUUGAUUAAAGCAAGCAGACCGCAAUUCAUCGCAGGCAUGAGCUUUUGUCGCGCAUUCGAUGUGGCUUUAAGAGUCGACCCAGGCUUUUACAACAAACACCCGAACAAAAUUCAAUCUCGAGAUGUUUUGGCCACCAGCGUUGCACUGGUACCAGACCAUACGAUUCCAUGCGAUAAGCCCACAUACGUUUGCCCAAUACACGACUCGAAUCCGUAUAAAGAUUUGUCACCAUUGAUCGAAAUGGAUCCAAAUGUCCAAAGAGAAAAGAGAGCAUACCUCGACCAAAACGAAUGUGUUUGCAAUCCACCCAAUUCAGCAAAUAGUAACAGUUCACACCGUGAUACUGCAGCCGAAGCAAGCAUCGAAAAUUCUACAAGCACGUGGGAAAUUGGCUCUGGUAAAUCCAGCCCAUUGAUCUCGGAAAAGAUUCAGCUACCGGAGUUGAAUCCGCUCACGAAUGCCAGUCCGACCAAAGUGAAAUCCAAGCUUUCAGUUUGUGAUUUAGGAAUCGAUAGCCAAGCGACCGACAGUAGUGCUGCGGCCCUGUCAGGUAUAGAUGUGACUGCUAUUGAGAUCGAGUUGGGAAACAAUUGCGAUGCAGUCGAGCUACUUAGUUUGACUCAGCCAGCAGGCAAGCCAAAUCAAAAACCGAUCAAAUACGUCGAUCCAACUCCAACGCUUCAACGUCUCUGGAGUGAACACAAUUCAUUUCGUUUCACCGUAAACACAGACCAAAAAGAAACAUUCGAAACGGGCACAUACGAGUCAGCUCCAAUUUGUGACCUCAUGGAAAUUGUUUUGGGGCCUCGAACCAAACCGAAAAGAGACAAACACCCUGGCAAAAGCCGACGCGAACGGCUUCGAACCGAGAAAUUCGAAAUCAUGGCACUGAAGUGCCAUACCAGUCAAACGAGAUCAAUACCCGCUUUCACCUUAUGUGUUGGAAGAGGUACGUGCGGAAAUCUCUAACUUGUUGGCCAAAGAUAUCAUUGAACCACUUGAUAAGAGCCCUUGGCGUUGGCCCAUAUUGUGGGUUAAAAAGAAGACCGGCGGCGGAAGAAUUUGUUUGGAUGCACGUGGUCUAAAUAAGUUAACGAUACCUGACGCCUAUCCAUCGUUCAACGUCGAUCAAAUACUCCGAAAUUUGCCAAAAGCCAAGUAUAUCACCGGCCUUGAUAUGACGCAAGCCUUCCACCAGAUGGAAAUCGCACCGACAGACCGAAACAAGACCGCUUUUGCUAU